Trifolium pratense (red clover) is the source of this 393-nucleotide messenger RNA. RefSeq lists its product as uncharacterized. The record is from RefSeq and is a predicted model, not a curated record. NCBI's taxonomy places the organism in Eukaryota, Viridiplantae, Streptophyta, Magnoliopsida, Fabales, Fabaceae. The coding region runs from base 1 to 393 and encodes 130 amino acids. The transcript has a single exon.
AUGGAUGUCUCACUCACACAACGAAUGAGAUCUACUCUUGCGGCAGUUUACUUCGGCGAUGGAAAACCGCAUUUGUUUCGAAUCAAUGACGGUGAAACGUUCGAAGGUCUGAAACAGCAGCUGUACCAACUGAAUCGCACCGUCAACAACCCGAACGACAAUAGAACGGUAUCAAAUCUCCUGUAUCGAAAGCCAUCAAUUGGUUCUGACGGACGCGUUGCUUUCACUCGUAUGGCUGUUGAAAACAACGAUGAUGUUGAAACUAUGUUUUCAAUCUUCGAGCAGUACUCCUCCACGGGACCUAUCGAGCUAGAUGCGACACUGACAAGAUCAGUUGAAGCCAUCCUUGCUUGUCUUGUUGGGCCGGAAGACCCAAAUAGGCAAACUAAGUGA